Molecule: messenger RNA, 1400 nt
Organism: Eptesicus fuscus (big brown bat)
Lineage: Eukaryota; Metazoa; Chordata; Mammalia; Chiroptera; Vespertilionidae
Gene: PDHA2
Product: pyruvate dehydrogenase E1 subunit alpha 2
Exons: 1
Coding region: 16-1305 (429 amino acids)
Biological process (GO): pyruvate decarboxylation to acetyl-CoA
Cellular component (GO): intracellular membrane-bounded organelle
Molecular function (GO): pyruvate dehydrogenase (acetyl-transferring) activity
Source: RefSeq, a predicted model, not a curated record
ACCGGCCCAGCGCCCAUGACGUGGCCUCUGUCACCAGCGAGGCCAUUGUGUCGCCGCCACACGCGCUCGGAUCGCGCGGAGGAGCGGGGCUCCGGGCAGUUGGGGGUGCCCGCCGGUCCGCUGCCCUCCAUGAGGAAGAUGCUCGCCGCGGCUGUGUCCCGCGUGUUGCCCCGGGUCGCCCCGAAGCCCGCCAGUAGAAUGCUGGGGGCAGCCGGCAACUCUUGCAGCAAGGCCACGUUUGACAUUAAGCAAUGUGAACUUUACCGUUUGGAGGAAGGUCCCCCGGUCAGGGCCGUGCUCACCCGGGAGGAGGGGCUCAAAUACUACCGGGCGAUGCAGGUGGUUCGCCGAAUGGAGCUGAAGGCGGAUCAGCUGUACAAACAGAAGUUCAUCCGCGGCUUCUGUCACUUGUGCGAUGGCCAGGAGGCUUGCUGCGUGGGCCUGGAGGCCGGGAUCCGGGCCACGGACCACGUCAUCACCUCCUACCGGGCUCACGGCCUCUGCUACACCCGCGGGCUCUCGGUCCGGUCCAUCCUCACGGAGCUGACGGGGCGGAGAGGCGGCUGUGCUAAAGGCAAAGGGGGAUCCAUGCACAUGUACGCCAAGCACUUCUACGGGGGCAACGGCAUCGUGGGCGCCCAGGGGCCCCUGGGGGCCGGGAUCGCCCUGGCCUGCAAAUACAAGGGCAGCAACGACGUCUGCCUGACCCUGUACGGGGACGGCGCCGCCAACCAGGGUCAGAUCGCCGAAGCGUUCAACAUGGCCAGCUUGUGGAAACUGCCGUGCGUGUUCGUCUGCGAGAACAACCUCUACGGCAUGGGCACGGCGGCCGAGCGAGCGGCGGCCAGCACCGACUACUACAAGCGGGGCCACUUCAUCCCGGGGCUGCGGGUGGACGGCAUGGACGUGCUCUGCGUUCGCGAGGCAGCCAAGUUCGCCGCCCACCACUGCAGGGCCGGCAAGGGGCCCAUCGUGAUGGAGCUGCAGACCUACCGCUACCACGGGCACAGCAUGAGCGACCCGGGCGUCAGCUACCGCACGCGGGAGGAAAUCCAGAGCGUGCGGAGUAAGAGCGACCCGAUCGUGCUGCUCAGGGACAGGAUGGUCAGCCAGCAGCUGGCCAGUGUGGAGGAGCUGAAGGAAAUGGAUGCGGACGUGAGGAAAGAAGUCGAGGAGGCGGCCCAGUUUGCUACGACGGAUCCUGAACCGCCUCUGGAAGAAAUAGCCCAUCACGUCUACAGCGAUAACCCUCCGUUUGAGGUCCGCGGCGCCAAUCAGUGGAUCAAGUUUAAGUCCGUCAGUUAGAGGGAGGCGGUGGAUUUGUUUUUCAGUCCUUCGAGGGAAACCUUUCAUGGUCAACUUGAAGAAUAUGUGUGCCCGGUUUUGUGAAGGAGGGGUAA